This is a messenger RNA of Salarias fasciatus (jewelled blenny), 810 nucleotides long. RefSeq lists its product as uncharacterized. NCBI's taxonomy places the organism in Eukaryota, Metazoa, Chordata, Actinopteri, Blenniiformes, Blenniidae. The coding region runs from base 85 to 810 and encodes 241 amino acids. The record is from RefSeq and is a predicted model, not a curated record. The transcript has 5 exons.
UGUCUGGUCUAACUUAUCCAUUACAUUCCUUUUUUUCCUGUCCUCCAGGUAAAGGAGCAACUUACAGGACCACGAAAGAUUACCAUGGAUGGCUUGGAUGACGACACAUUAUCCACUCUAAAUGCUGCCAACAUUGAUGAGGCUUUGCUCCACACCCUCAGUCGUGAUGAUUUGAAAGACUUGUUUCCGGGGCCAGAGAACUUUCUCAGGAGGAAACAACUGUGGGGUCUUGUAAAUCAAGAGGAUGAGAAUUCCACCUCACCAGACAAAGCAGACCCUGGUGAAACAGGAAUUGUUUCCCCACCUCGAGGAGCACCUCCAAUCUCCCCCCAGGCGUCUACUCCUUUGGUGAAGAGAAAUCCACAGAAGACCCUGCAGCUCCCCAGUCCUCCAGAAUAUGUGCUCUACACAGACAGCGAGUUGGAACUAGCUCGCAAGCACUAUUUUGAGAUGGCCCGCAUUGGUAGAGAGGAGGAAUCUACCAUGUCCAAAGAGCUGAGGUGCAGGCUAGUGAGGAACACCAUCACCAGCAUGAUUUCUAUCUUGAGAGAAGGUCAGCAAGGAGAAGAGCUCCGCUACCCUUGCAAGCAUGAAGUUACUGCCAUGGCUAAGAGACUAGUGGAGUAUUAUCCCAUGCUACAGGAGAAAGAUGGACCCUUGAAACAUAUGAGCAUGUACACUUAUCUUCAGAAGAGGAUGCUGAAUGUGAAGUCCCCACAAAGAGGCAGGGGCCAACCCCACAAAGAGGCCGUCCAAACAAAAGGCGCCGUGUCGACUUCUCACCAAAUGACCAGGAAGCAGAGCCUCUGA